This is a messenger RNA of Megalops cyprinoides (Indo-Pacific tarpon), 2389 nucleotides long. Its product is annotated as nucleolar protein 4-like. The transcript is spliced from 11 exons. The record is from RefSeq and is a predicted model, not a curated record. Lineage: Eukaryota; Metazoa; Chordata; Actinopteri; Elopiformes; Megalopidae. Bases 185 to 2341 code for a protein of 718 amino acids.
CAAUCUAGCACAUACGCUACGCUGUGUAUUCCUGGUUGUUCUGGAGGGUUAUCGUCACCCCACUCGAGCGGCGUUCGUCCUCGUUGCGGGACGGGGAGACUAUAAUUACUAAUUUAGGGUUUGAGGAGCUUAGUUUCCAAAUUUUGUUGAUAAAAUACGAGAAGGGGAUCGAUUUAGAAAAGCUAUGUCAACUAAAAAAUCCUGCACGGAUCUAACGAAAAGAAGCCGGAGCCCCGUCGUACUGGAAGCAGAGAUGUUCAGCGAAUUUCAGGACUGGUGCCUCCGCACUUACGGGGACUCGGGUAAAACAAAGACGGUCACCCGGCGAAAAUACAACAAGAUCAUGCAGACCCUCUUGCAAAGCGAAGAGUCGGAUGGUGUGUACGUCGAGAGCAGCCACAUCAACGCCAAAUUCAAAUUCUGGGUGAAAUCAAAAGGCUUUCAGGUUGGGAGCAACAUACUUAGCGACCACAACAAGAAAGGAUCGCCUGGAAAACCAGUUCUUUACGUCCCCGUCAAGUCAACGAGGGCGGUGAAGCCCGCGGAGGUCGCGGCUGGAGAGGGCGGAGGAGACUCCCUUCUCCCUGACGGGGGCGUGGCUCAGGACACCUCCUCCCUCAAGCGAGUGGCCGUGGUGGAGGAUUUCUUCGACAUCAUCUAUGCCAUGCACGUGGAGAUGGGCUCGGACCCGGGCAGAGCGCCCAAACACGCCGGGCAGAAGAAAACAUACAAAGCGAUUGCAGAGACUUACGCCUUCUUGCCCAGAGAGGCAGUGACCCGUUUCCUCAUGAGCUGUGGAGAAUGCCAGAAGAGAAUGCACAUCAACCCCAGCACUGCUGAAUUCAAAGAGAACGACCGGCCCACUUCUCUGGUCCCGGACCUCAUUGAUUACAACAUGCCGCUCACCGCCACCUACCUGAAGCAGAUGAAGAUGCAAUGUAUGAGUGCCAAUGAGCAGGAUGGAAGUUCAGUGAGCAGUGAAGAGCUUGAUAUGAGUGACCCCACAUGGAUAUCCGUUGAUCGUGUUCCUGUGUCUGACCUGAGCCCCCCCAGCCAAGGAGAGAGAAUGCACAGCCCACAGAGUGCCCACCGGGGGGGAGACGAUGACUCCUCCUCGGAGAACAGCACUGCAAACGGUGUGCCGGCCCUCACCCCCCCGGCGCUAAGCGCAGUGGUCCCGCUGGAUGGCGGCGGCACCGUCCCGUAUGGCGAGGUGAACGGGGCGGAGGCGGUGGCGCCGCUGGACUUCAGCACCACCUCCUCGUCCUCGUCCUCCGAGGAUCAGCAGCCGGUGAACCUGAGCGAUCGGCUGGCCCCUGGCGCGCCACUGGGCUCCUUCCAGCCUGACCCCUCAGACGGCGCCCGCAGGAACUAUCCCAUAAAGCACCCCCUCCCCAGCGAGCUGCGUCUCGACUCCCGGGACUAUGGCAACAAGUCUCCUCAGUAUAGUUCAGGAAGCUAUGACUCAGUGAAGACAGAAGUGAGUAUGUGCGCGGAGGACCUGAGUAGUGGGCGGGGCCAGGUUGUGGAUGAUGAUGAUGAUGACCAUGAUGACCACGACGAUAGUGACAAGAUCAAUGAUGCAGAAGGCAUGGAUCCUGAGAGGCUGAAAGCCUUCAAUAUGUUUGUCAGGUUGUUUGUGGAUGAGAACCUGGACCGCAUGGUGCCCAUCUCCAAGCAGCCCAAGGAGAAGAUCCAGGCCAUCAUUGAAUCCUGCAGCCGGCAGUUCCCCGAGUUCCAGGAACGCUCCCGCAAACGCAUCCGCACCUACCUCAAGUCCUGCCGGCGCAUGAAAAAGAGUGGCAUGGAGGCGCGGCCAACGCCCCCACACCUCACCUCAGCCAUGGCAGAAACCAUCCUGGCAGCGGCCUGUGAGAGCGAGACACGCAACGCUGCCAAGAGGAUGCGCCUGGACCUCUACCAGAACCACGAUGAACAGAAUUCAGCUGACUGGCCCCACCCUCGGGAGUCUGCCUCACUUGGACAGUCCGCCCCUUCUCUCCCGGCCUCCACCCUCCCCCAGGACCAGGUCUACACCAAUGGUGGGCUCAACUACAAUCUCCGUGGUUACGGGGGACUUGGCGGUGGUCUACAGCACUCUGCUUCCAUUGCACAGAGCAAUGGCCCAACUGACCUCAGUAUGAAAUCUCUGGCCUCCAAUGCUUCAUCAUCCAGCUCCAGCUGCCACGGGCAGGGCGGGGGCGGAGGGGGGGCGUCGGCACAGCUCAGUCUCCCAGAGGUCACCGCUGUGCGACAGCUCAUCGCCGGGUACCGAGAGUCUGCCGCCUUUCUGCUGCGCUCCGCCGAUGAACUGGAGAGCCUGAUCCUGCUGCAGAACUGAGGACAUGCACACACACACGCGUGCACACACACGCACACACACGCACAC